This is a messenger RNA of Cheilinus undulatus (humphead wrasse), 2272 nucleotides long. Its product is annotated as spastin-like. The record is from RefSeq and is a predicted model, not a curated record. NCBI's taxonomy places the organism in Eukaryota, Metazoa, Chordata, Actinopteri, Labriformes, Labridae. The coding region runs from base 222 to 1640 and encodes 472 amino acids. The transcript has 16 exons. Gene Ontology annotation, molecular function: ATP binding; ATP hydrolysis activity. Gene Ontology annotation, cellular component: microtubule cytoskeleton.
CGGAAGCUAGCGGUGGAGUUGCUUAUGUUGUGCUCAGGAACCGUAAUUAAUGUUAGAAUGUUGUAAAGCGUCUGUUUUAUGCACCAGUUUAUCCGAUAACAUUGUUAUAAAUGCGUUUAAGCGAUUGUUUUCACCGUCUCAUCUCUAAUAGGCUGCUAACUUUGGACUUGUAGCUAACAGAGAACAGACUUAGGAGGCAGUGCCGUGAGGGUGGCAAAAAUAUGAACGCGAUUAGAGGCAAAGACAGCUGUGAAGUUAUUAAGAACUACCACAAGCAGGCGUUUGAUUAUGUUUCAAAGGCUUUACGGAUCGAUGAGGAUGAUACAGGAGACAAGGAGCAGGCUGUGCUGUGGUACAAGAAAGGGAUUGCUGAGCUAGAGAAGGGAAUUAAAGUGGAGAUCAGUGGAGACGGAGAUCAGUAUGAACGAGCAAAGAGACUCCAAGAGAAGAUGGAAGCAAACCUGACCAUGGCAAGAGACAGGCUUGGCCUUCUUGAGGCUACAUUAGCAUCCAGAAGACAAAGUGCUCUUCAGAGGAGCUUUACUCUUCCACAGCCAAAGCCUGUACCGAAGAGCCAGCCAGCAGUACGACCCGUGCCCCCCGCUGUCAGACCCUCCUCUGCUGUCAGACCUUCGUCUGGACCUGCUGAUUCAAAGGUGACCCCACGGACAGGAAGGGCCCAAAAUGGAAAACCUGGAGCUGUGAGACAGCCUCCAAAAAGAGACAUGAAAAACUUCAGGAAUGUGGACAGCAAACUGGCCACCUUGAUCCUGAAUGAAAUCGUCGACAGCGGAGCAACUGUAUCCUUUGAGGACAUUGCAGGACAAGAUCUUGCCAAACAAGCGCUCCAGGAGAUUGUCAUUCUCCCCGCCUUGAGACCAGAGCUCUUUACUGGCCUGAGAGCUCCAGCGCGCGGCUUACUUUUAUUCGGCCCACCAGGAAAUGGAAAAACAAUGUUGGCCAAAGCUGUGGCAGCAGAGUCAAACGCCACAUUCUUUAACAUCAGCGCUGCAAGUUUGACCUCUAAAUAUGUUGGCGAGGGUGAGAAGCUCGUACGAGCGCUGUUUGCAGUUGCACGAGAGUUACAGCCCUCUGUCAUAUUCAUCGAUGAAGUUGACAGUUUGUUGUGUGAGCGGAGAGAAGGAGAGCACGAUGCCUCGCGUCGAUUAAAAACAGAGUUCCUGGUGCAGUUUGACGGGGUCCAGUCAGGAGGGGACGACCGGGUACUCGUGAUGGGAGCGACCAACAGACCUCAGGAACUCGAUGAAGCUGUUCUGAGACGCUUUGCAAAAAGAGUUUACGUGAUGCUACCGGAUGAGCAGACAAGAGUCACACUGCUGAAAAACCUUCUGGGAAAACAAGGAAACCCUCUGAGCACCAACGAGCUGUCCUAUCUAGCAAAAAAGACAGCAGGAUACUCAGGAAGUGAUCUCACGUCGUUAGCCAAAGAUGCUGCUCUUGGGCCCAUCAGAGAGUUGGGACCAGACCAAGUCAGGAGUAUGGCUGCUAGUGAGAUGAGAAACAUCAACAAGAAAGACUUUGAAGACUCCCUGAAGCGCAUUAAGCCCAGCGUCAGCCCGACCACUCUGAACAUGUACACACAGUGGAACAAAGACUUUGGAGACACAACGGCCUGUUGAUCAUUUUGUUCAUUUUUAACAUGAAAACAAACCUUUAAAAUAAAAAAAAUGUAUUCCUCUGAUUCUGCUCUGUAGGAACAAAAGAACAUUUGCAUAAUGAACUUUCAAAAAACCUUUACAAGUCAAAGCUGUAAUUACAUUUGGGAUCUGUCAUGAGAAUUUCCUCUUUUAUGGAAAGACUUUGCUAUUUGGAUUUAUAUGACUUCCUUUUCUGUAUUAUAACACCUGAAACACUGUCUUGCUACUUGAAGAUGCGUUAUUUAUUUUUGAGAAUGUCCUGCAAAUUCACAAAUGAUCUUUCUUGCCUCAAGAGGGCAGCAAAUUCCUGUAAAUCCUCACUAAACCUCGCUGAUUGUGAUUGAUUUUGCACAUCCAUGAGUUACCUAAGGUGUUGGCAUGAUGGUAUUGAUCACCAAGUGCUCUGUAGGCUUUGACACAUCAUGGGCUGAUGAUAUUUGGGAGAAGACUGGACAUAUUUGGAGCUUUUGUAUUAUAAGAAGGGUUUCAUUCAUAAGUAGAUGGGUAGAGUUACAGUAUAUAUCCCUGAUAGUGUGGUGUGUUGGAGUUAUGAUGAUUUAAACACCAGAACUGCAGUGAUUCUCCUCUCUCCUCAUGCAUUAAUAAACACAUUC